Kwoniella botswanensis is the source of this 807-nucleotide messenger RNA. Its product is annotated as phosphoadenosine phosphosulfate reductase. The record is from RefSeq and is a predicted model, not a curated record. Bases 1 to 807 code for a protein of 268 amino acids. Lineage: Eukaryota; Fungi; Basidiomycota; Tremellomycetes; Tremellales; Cryptococcaceae. Gene Ontology annotation, cellular component: cytoplasm. The transcript has 4 exons. Gene Ontology annotation, molecular function: phosphoadenylyl-sulfate reductase (thioredoxin) activity.
AUGACGAAUAGCGAAAUCCUCACACCCCAAUAUACUCCCGAGGAUAUCGAAAAGUUCAACCUUGAAUUGGAGAACAAAUCACCUCAGGAUAUACUGAGAUGGGCUAUUGAUAAUCUGGAUGGAUUGUAUCAGACCACUGCUUUUGGCUUGACCGGUACAGCCGCUUUGGAUAUGUUAUCGAAGAUAUCACAGGAGAGGGAAGAGAUCCAUCUUGUGCCAUUGAUAUUUAUUGAUACCCUCCACCACUUCCCCGAAACUCUCCAACUCUCCCAAACAGCCUCUGAAAACUAUCUCGCCGAGUUGCACACCUACAAACCCCAGGGUGCAGACACCGCCGAAGAGUUCGCUGGAAAAUACGGCGAGAAGUUAUGGGAAACCGACGAGGCGAGUUAUGAUUACCUCGUCAAGGUCGAACCUGCCGCUAGGGCGUAUCAGGAGUUGGGCGUGAGGGCGGUGAUCACUGGACGAAGGAGGUCUCAGGGGUCGGAUAGAGCGAAUUUGAAAGUUCUAGAAGUGGAUGAGAGGGGUUUGAUCAAGGUAAAUCCGUUGAUAAGUUGGGGGUAUAAAGAAGUGAAAGAUUACGUGGAUAAAGAGAACGUCCCCUACAACCCAUUGCUGGACCAGGGAUAUAGGUCGAUAGGUGAUGUUCAUUCCACCGCACCUCCCGAUCCUAACGCCAUUAACAACGACGCAGGAGAGAGAAGCGGUAGAUGGCAAGGGAAGUCCAAGACGGAAUGCGGAUUACACACCAAUUAUUUCGAGAUGAAAAAGAAGUUCGAGGAGAAAGCUAAGAAUGGUGGGCAGUGA